Messenger RNA from Cuscuta campestris, 193 nucleotides. The record is from the annotation of a GenBank genome assembly. Lineage: Eukaryota; Viridiplantae; Streptophyta; Magnoliopsida; Solanales; Convolvulaceae.
AGCCUGGCACCAUGGAUUCCAUCAGAUCCAGCCCCUACGGCCAGAUCCUUCCGCCAUGACAACUUUGUGUUCGGCAAGUCGUCCGGCGCUGGAAACAAUUGGGCCAAGGGACACUACACCGAGGGCGCUGAACUCAUCGACUCUGUCCUGGACGUCGUCCGCAAGGAGGCCGAGAACUCUGAUUGCCUCCAAG